CAAGUGAGAUUAAAUUACUGUUACUGUGGUAUGUCAGAAGAUACUUUGACUUAAGUCAUGUGACACCAUGCAUCACUAGGUAUGAUUUGCCACAAUCAAGAAAGGUAAGUGGUAAAGAUGGUAUGUUUCCUGCAAUGUCUGAGAGUUUUGCCUAGACCCAAGUAGUGAAAAGGGGUUGAAAGAUUAUAAACAAUAAGAGUAACUUGGCUGUUACACAUAAUUCUAAGGGUUUUUCAAGUAUGAAGUCGUUUAAACCUUACAGCAAUCCUUUGAGUAGGUCUGAUUACAGAGGAAGAAACUAGGAACAGAAAGUAAUUUACCCAAGUCAUAUCUAGUGAUUGAAUAGUGAUGGGGUCAAUAUUCAGACAUAGACAGUCUGGUUCCAGAGUCAAAAAAAAAACAAACACCUGACUAAAUUAUUGGCAUUGGUAUUCUGCUGCCUUCUUCAACAUAUCUCUGAAAAUUAGGAUGUGCAACUCAUACAAACAUCAAAUGCAAAGAAAGGGGGAAACAUUUCCAUGUUGACAGCUGCUCCAGCUCAGAACCUUGGAAUCAUCCUUUUUCCCCCACAACUCAUAUCCAGUCUGUCAGCAAAUCUUAUUGGCUAGAAAUUUAACUGGUACCACUCUAGUAGACCCAUUUAGAUUAUUGUAAUAAUUCUCUAACAGGCCUUGAUUUUCCUCGCCCCUCUAAGUCUAGUUUCUCUCAACAACCAGGGUGAACCUUUUAAAACAUCAAGUCAGAGCAUAUCGCUUGUCUGUUCCAAUCCCUCUAGUGGCAUUUCAGUGAUGUUUCUUCUGCCACCCUAUUUAAAACUACAGUGGCCCUCAUCCCUCUCCCACGUCCUGUCCCCCUUACCUGUUUUACUAUCUGUAUGGCAUUUAUCACUAUGUAUCAUAAUAUAUUUGACUUGUUUUAUCUCCUUUCAUUGGAAAACAGGGAUUUUUGUUUUCUUCCCUGCUGACUUCUCAGAGUAUAUAACAGUGCUUUGCACAUGGAAAACACUCACUAUAUAUUGGUUGAAUAAAGGAAUUGUUUGUUAUGAAAAUUUAUGAUAAUCAAGAGUUUGGGUACAGAUCACAGCUAAUAUUUGAAUACUUACUAUGUCUAAGCUUUCUGCGUGACUCAUUUAAUCCUCACACCCACCUAUGAUGUAGUCUAUUAUUUCCAUCUUACAGAGUAGAAAACUGAGGGCCAGAAGUCUCUUCCAUAGCACAUGUUUCAGUUGAGUUGUAUUUUGUUUCCCUGGUUCCGAUUCUUCAUAAAAGGAUUGGACUAAGAAUGCUCUUGACCAGUUCUUAAGGACUUGGUACCCGAGACCGCGGGGUUUGUGUCCAUAGCAACCGUAGCGACAGGGCGCUCUUGUGCAAGAACCAGAAAGCGAGAUCAGGUACAAGGCCAAGCCUUUCACACUCAAACACACCUAUCACAUUCCGAAUUCAAAAACACCAUAUCCGAACGCUGACCCCUCCCAGCUAGUGUAGAAAAUAUCCAAAAUAAAACGAUAACAGGGUGACACAGCAGCCACCGAAAAGACUCCACUUCCGGCACCAACAGGCAGCACAUGAUAGGUUGGAUACUCCAGCAGCUUCCGUUUGGCUGGCUCCGCCCGGGCCCCACUGACCAGCCCCCACGCCCAUUCCGGAAAUGAGGCGGGGCUACUGAAGCGUCGGAACCCAGUGAACGGAAGUGGCUGUUGGAGACUUUCAGGUGGCUUUAAAUUUCUGCUGGCCGGGGAGCGCACCCUUUUUGACUGGAGUCGGGCUUAGCGGCGCUGGAUGGCUUUGGACGUGAAGUCUCGGGCAAAGCGUUAUGAGAAACUGGACUUCCUCGGGGAGGGACAGUUUGCCACGGUUUACAAGGCCAGAGAUAAGAACACCAACCAAAUCGUCGCCAUUAAGAAAAUCAAACUUGGACAUAGAUCAGAAGCUAAAGAUGGUAUAAAUAGAACAGCCUUAAGAGAGAUAAAAUUAUUACAGGAGCUAAGUCAUCCAAAUAUAAUUGGUCUCCUUGAUGCUUUUGGACAUAAAUCUAAUAUUAGCCUUGUCUUUGAUUUUAUGGAAACUGAUCUAGAGGUUAUAAUAAAGGAUAAUAGUCUUGUGUUGACACCAUCACACAUCAAAGCCUACAUGUUGAUGACCCUUCAAGGGUUAGAAUAUUUACAUCAACAUUGGAUCCUCCAUAGGGAUCUGAAACCAAACAACUUGUUGCUAGAUGAAAAUGGAGUUCUAAAACUGGCAGAUUUUGGCUUGGCCAAAUCAUUUGGGAGCCCCAAUAGAGCUUAUACACAUCAGGUUGUAACCAGGUGGUAUCGGGCCCCUGAGUUACUAUUUGGAGCUAGAAUGUAUGGUGUGGGUGUAGACAUGUGGGCUGUUGGCUGUAUAUUAGCGGAGUUGCUUCUAAGGGUUCCUUUUUUGCCAGGAGAUUCAGAUCUCGAUCAGCUAACAAGAAUAUUUGAAACUUUGGGCACACCAACUGAGGAACAGUGGCCUGACAUGUGCAGUCUUCCAGAUUAUGUGACAUUUAAGAGUUUCCCUGGAAUCCCAUUGCAACACAUCUUCAUUGCAGCAGGAGACGACUUGCUAGAUCUCAUACAAGGCUUAUUCUUAUUCAAUCCAUGUACUCGAAUUACAGCCACACAGGCAUUGAAAACUAAGUAUUUCAGUAAUCGGCCAGGGCCAACACCUGGAUGUCAACUGCCAAGACCAAAUUGUCCCGUGGAAACCCUAAAGGAGCAGUCACAUCCAGCUAUGGCAACAAAACGGAAAAGAACAGAGGCCUUGGAACAAGGAGGAUUGCCCAAAAAGCUAAUUUUUUAGUAAAAAAGAACACUGGAAAAUAUUUUACUACUGAAGGAAAUAGUACAAAAGGCAAAUAAUGGAAAAAUAAUAAACAUUAAGUAAAUGCUGUAGAAGGAAUUUGUAAAUAUUCUACACAUGUAAAAUAUGUAAAACUGUGGGUUAUUUUUAUUAAAUGUAUUUUAAAAUAAAA
Molecule: messenger RNA, 2991 nt
Organism: Lemur catta (Ring-tailed lemur)
Lineage: Eukaryota; Metazoa; Chordata; Mammalia; Primates; Lemuridae
Gene: CDK7
Product: cyclin dependent kinase 7
Exons: 12
Coding region: 1779-2819 (346 amino acids)
Biological process (GO): positive regulation of transcription by RNA polymerase II; protein phosphorylation
Cellular component (GO): transcription factor TFIIH holo complex; nucleus; transcription factor TFIIK complex
Molecular function (GO): cyclin-dependent protein serine/threonine kinase activity; RNA polymerase II CTD heptapeptide repeat kinase activity; ATP binding
Source: RefSeq, a predicted model, not a curated record